Saccostrea echinata is the source of this 2469-nucleotide messenger RNA. Its product is annotated as prolyl 4-hydroxylase subunit alpha-1-like. The record is from RefSeq and is a predicted model, not a curated record. Gene Ontology annotation, cellular component: endoplasmic reticulum. Lineage: Eukaryota; Metazoa; Mollusca; Bivalvia; Ostreida; Ostreidae. Gene Ontology annotation, molecular function: procollagen-proline 4-dioxygenase activity; L-ascorbic acid binding; iron ion binding. Gene Ontology annotation, biological process: peptidyl-proline hydroxylation to 4-hydroxy-L-proline. Bases 225 to 1832 code for a protein of 535 amino acids. The transcript is spliced from 13 exons.
GCGUCCAAUUCGUAAAAAAAUGUAACCCGAUAAGGCAGGCUCUGUUUAUAUGCACAUGCUUCAUCUCAUUCAACAUUUCCGUUAGAUUAAUUCGUUGUACACGUAGAUUUUUUUGAGAAUAAGAGUUAAAUUGUGACUGUCAGAGAAUUCCAGAAGGUUACCUGUCACUGACACCGUGCGAUCAGCUGUUCAGAAAGAAUUUCCUCUGCUUUGCAGUUGAAGUCAUGAAACUUUUAGCAUCUUUGCUGGUGACCGCUUGCGUGGCAGCGUUUGCGUGUGCCGAAUUGUUUUCUUCCAUGGCACAUCUUGAGAGUGCCUUGUUUGCAGAAAGGGACAUUGCUGUUGCCAUUCAAGAUUACAUUCAUGAAGAAGAAAAAAGACUUGCAAAACUCAAAAGAGUUGCUGAAGAUUUUGCUGAGCACAGUGAAAAGGCCUUAGCCAGUGAUAAGAACCUCCUAGCCAAUCCAAUCAAUGCUUACUUGUACAUGAAGCGAUUCACCUUAGACUGGGACAGAGAGGUGGCCCCCAACUUUCAGAGUGAUCCUGAAAGUGAUGUACACAAAAGAAUAGAAGAGCUGAAAGGAUAUCUGCCCAAGUACGAGGAUCUGAAAGGGGCGGUGACAGCGUUGCUACGGUUACAGGACACAUACCAGCUGGACACCAACAAUCUGGCCCAGGGUCGUAUCCACUCUAUGGUGUCUAGUUCUAUGUCAGCCUCAGAUUGCUUUGAAAUUGGAAAGCUGACCUAUAAUGAUGAAGAUUUUUAUCAUACAACCAUGUGGAUGGAAAAAGCCCUCGCUCUGGUGGCCAUAGAGAAAAAUCGCACUGUUCAACGGGUUGAUAUCCUGGACUACUUAGCUUUUUCUCUUUAUAAACAAGGUGAUAUAGAGAGGGCUCUGGUGUUGACCAAUGAACUUCUGACACUGUUACCUCAUCAUACAAGAGCACAGAAUAAUCGCAGAUAUUACGAAAAGUUAUUGGAGGAACAGCAGAGAAAACGACGAGGAGAUGAUGGAGGGGCUCAGGAAACAGAUGAACCCAACGAAUACACAGUACGACCCCUGGACGAAUAUCGAAAAGGCGAGGAGUUUCAGACAUAUGAGAGCCUUUGCAGGGGAGAAGACACACAUGAUUAUAAACUGAAGCACAAAUUGAAGUGUCGAUACGUAAACAAGAACAACCCCCUCCUGCUCUUACAGCCGGCUAAGGAGGAAGACAUAUACCUGGAUCCCUGGAUUGUUGUCUACCAUGACGUGGUGUCAGAUUAUGAAAUCGAGACUAUAAAAAAACUGGCCACUCCAAGAUUAGGUAGGGCUACUGUCCAUAAUGCAAGAACUGGUAAACUAGAAACAGCUGAAUACAGAGUUAGUAAAAGUGCAUGGUUAAAAGAUGACGAUGACCCAGUUAUACAUAAUGUCAACAAUAGGAUAGCAGCCAUUACAGGCCUGAGUAUGAAAACUGCUGAAGAUUUACAGAUAGCUAAUUAUGGACUUGGAGGGCAAUAUGAACCACAUUUUGAUUUUGCAAGGAAAGAAGAAACCAAUGCUUUCCGUGACCUAGGAUCUGGUAACAGAAUAGCCACUUGGCUAACAUAUAUGAGUGAUGUAGAUGCUGGAGGAGCCACAGUUUUUCCAUACAUUGGGGUCAAGUUAUUCCCUAAAAAGGGAGCUGCAGCAUUCUGGUACAAUUUGUACCGAAAUGGAGAUGGAAUUUAUGACACACGGCAUGCAGCUUGUCCAGUCUUGGUCGGUCAAAAGUGGGUCUCAAAUAAAUGGAUUCAUGAACGAAGUCAAGAGUUUAAAAGACCCUGUAGUCUCAACAUGGAUGAAUAGCUUUGUUUAGCUUAUCACAAAACGGUUUCAAAGAACCAUGGCUUUCAGAGACAUUGUAUUUUUAGUGAGUACAUCUUCAAUCAAUGUUUUGGUCUUCCAUGCUCCUAAUACAUGUAUAAUGGAGUUUUCCGUAAAUGUGCCAUGUGAACAACUGACAAUCAUCUGCAAUGCUGAAGUGAUGACUACACAAAACUGCUCUUCUGCAGAGAAUUCAAUUUGGCUGUUAAAAUUUCCUGAAAAAAAAAAACAAAAAAAUUAAAUUGACUGCAUAGUUACUUCACUGAAUAAAUGAAUAUACGCACAUCACCAUUAUGCAGAUAGUGUUAAAUUCUUGCCCAAUCUACAGUUCUUGUGUAAAUUGCUUUUAUUCUGUGAUACAAUUGUGUUUGGUUAAGAUGUUGAGAGGGGAUGUCUCAGAAGUGUUUAUUUUCAUGUGAUGAGAGAAAAGUAUGCAUGAAAUGUGAAAAAGUGAAUGAAAGUUCAGGUAAAAUGCUUGUGGUAUGAAUAAAUAUAAUGUGUGAUAUGAGAGUCAUGUAAUAGUUGCAUUAUAAAAAAAAAAAAACACAAUGAUCACUUAUAAUUACUGCCCCAUAUAUUUUUCCACCAAUUGUGAGUUUUUGAGGGGUUUUUUUUUGGG